This is a messenger RNA of Ictidomys tridecemlineatus (thirteen-lined ground squirrel), 1227 nucleotides long. RefSeq names its product GIMAP family P-loop NTPase domain containing 1 (gene Gimd1). NCBI's taxonomy places the organism in Eukaryota, Metazoa, Chordata, Mammalia, Rodentia, Sciuridae. The record is from RefSeq and is a predicted model, not a curated record. Gene Ontology annotation, molecular function: GTP binding.
AUGACAGACAGCAACAAGAUGAUUAUCAACUUGGCACUCUUUGGCAGGACUCAGAGUGGGAAAAGUUCUGCUGGGAACAUUCUACUGGGAAGUACUGACUUCCACAGCAGAUUUGCUCCAUGUUCUGUAACCACAGAUUGCAGCUUGGGCCGAAGUUGUCACCUCCACAGCUUCAUGCGUCGAGCGGGGCAAGAGAUAACCCUGCAGGUCCAGGUGUUGGACACUCCAGGUUAUCCACACAGCAAGCUGAGCAUGAGUCACGUGAAACAAGAAGUCAAGACGGCACUGGCGCAUCACUUCAGGCAAGAGGGUCUCCACCUUGCACUGCUGAUCCUUAGAGCAGACGUGCCUUUCUAUGGACAAGAAGAAUCUUACCCAAUCCAAUUGAUCCAGGAACUUCUGGGAGAUACUUGGAAGAAUUACACUGCUAUUCUUUUCACCCAUGCAGAAAAAAUAGAAGAUGCUGGGUUCAGUGAAAAUGAAUAUUUACAUGACGCCUCUGAUACACUCUUAACCCUACUAAGUUCUAUUAAGCAGAGAUAUGUUUUUCUGUAUAAAAAAGGAAACUUAUUUAAUGAACAAAGAAGGAAAAUCUUGGAAAGAAUUGUGGAAUUUAUAAAAGAGAAUCAUUAUCAAGGUCUUACUUUUAAAUAAAAUUUAAAUAAAAAGAGCAUUGAACAAUGGAGACAGAAACCUGGUUUCAAAAAUUUGCCUUCCUAAGCAUAAAUGUGGACUUUGAAAAUUCCUUACAUGGUCAGUGAGUGUACAUUUAUAUAACCACUUUGGAAAACUGUAAGAACAUCAUCAGAGAUUCAAGACUUCUAAUGCAAAUCCCACAAUAUAGCAAUUAGACACCUAAAUACAUAACCAACAGAAAGGUGUGCACUUGUGCACUAAAAGACAGGCAUGCACAAGAAUGUUCAUAGCAGUACUAUUCAUAAUAGCUAAAAACUGGAAACUAUCCAAAUGUUCAUUAAUAGUAAAUAUGUAAAUUGUGGCAUGUUAAUACAAUGAGAUACCUUACAGAGCAAACUUGACUCCAUAUCACAUUAUCAAACAACUGUUCAAACAUAUUGCUGAAAGACAGAAGCCAGACAGAAAAAAAAGCACAUUCUCUGAUUCUGUUUGCAUAAAGUUCAAAAAAAUUCAAAAACUAAAGUCAUCCCAACUACUCUCUUUCUGUGCCAAGGCUUGGAAGAGUGGUUUCCCUGGGGAAUAAUGAACAAC